AUGGCGGCUGACUACAGGAAGUUUCUUGCUGAGAAAGUGUUUAGUGAUGAGGAGUUUGUGACAUACAGAGCCCUCAGUCGAGCACAGAGAGUACACAGCAACCAAGCCAAGCGGAUGUUAUACGAGUUUCACCGCUCUGAAAAUGAGAAGAAACCGAAUUCAGUGCAUGCAACUUAUCUCUUGACGGGCAUAUCCGGAUAUAUCAAACCCUCGCCGUUAGGUGAGCACCGUUUGAAAGACGGUGAAGAUGAAGUCAUGCAGAGCAGCCCAUUUAUGAGCAGUCAGCCAGCUCAGCCGGAGGUUGUAGCGCCAGUGAACACAUCUACCGUGACAUCUAUAAUGCUUGUUCGAGAAGAGCAACUGGCAGAUGCAAAAAACCAGUUGAAAAAGAUAUUGUCUAUCUUUAUAUACAGUGUGCAGCCGUCAUCGCCUCCAGACUUGAAUAUCCUGGCGGAUAUAGGACAAGCAUCGUCCACAACUCGCAUUGAGAAUCCUCUUCAAUAUAGUGAACAGUACGGAAUGAUCCAGAACAAGAAUGUCAAGAGACGAUCGGGUGUACCAGUUACUCUACCUGCACCGGUUAAGGAAGAGAAAGCAGUGCUGCAGUCACUGACGAGGAAACCAGCACAAGAGCCCUUAGAUAAGAAGCCAGAGCCUUCUUCGACGCCUUUCCGGACAUUGGGGAGCUCGCAGGCUACCGCCAAGCCGUCUCAAGGGAAGCCUACACUCAAACGUGAUUCUUCAAGUAUAUUCAAGGCAUUUGCCAAAACGAGACCAAAGCAGCCAAAGGAAGAAGAGACCGAUUCUACACCAAAUGAAUCUCAGAAUAAUGAUGAAUCGGAAGAAGAGAGAGAGGAUCUCUUCCUAGAUACGGGGAAACGAACAAACAAUAAAGAACGAGAAUUAAAGAAGGACCGAGAAGAACGGCUAAGGAAGAUGAUGGAAGAUGCACCUGAAUCGCCGUCUAAGGAAGAGACACCGGUGGAAAGCGACAAGGCGCCUCUGACCCCAACCCCAGCCCCCUCACAGAAGCAAGAGACAGAGCCUGAACCAGAGUCCAGCGUACCAGAGAAACCGUCGACAGGUCAACGGCGGAGAGGCAGACGGCAGGUGAUGAAAAAGAAGGUAUCCAAGGAUGCAGAAGGAUACCUAGUUACAAAAGAAGAGCCAGUAUGGGAAUCCUUCUCGGAAGACGAACCCGAGCCCCCGAAACGAAAACCGCUGCCAUCUUCCUCUGCAAAGUCGACAAAAGGUGGUAGCAAAUCCAGUCAGGGUAGCAUCAUGUCGUUCUUCGGUAAGAAAUAG
Microsporum canis CBS 113480 is the source of this 1305-nucleotide messenger RNA. RefSeq lists its product as hypothetical. Gene Ontology annotation, biological process: DNA strand elongation involved in DNA replication; DNA replication; nucleotide-excision repair, DNA gap filling. NCBI's taxonomy places the organism in Eukaryota, Fungi, Ascomycota, Eurotiomycetes, Onygenales, Arthrodermataceae. Gene Ontology annotation, cellular component: delta DNA polymerase complex; nucleus. The transcript is spliced from 9 exons. The record is from RefSeq and is a predicted model, not a curated record. Gene Ontology annotation, molecular function: DNA-directed DNA polymerase activity. The coding region runs from base 1 to 1305 and encodes 434 amino acids.